ACUGUAAAAAAGUGCUGUAACGACAUCUGUGAAAAGAUCUGUGUAAAGAUGGCUGAAGCAGUGAGACCAAAGAAAUCAAAGGUGAAAUCCUCUGGAAAAUCACAGGAGAAAAAGAAGAAACAGACUGACAGUUUGAGAAAAGCUGCUGAACCUGCAGAACAUUGUGGUCCGGCCCCGAAGCUCACAUCUGAAUUUACAGAUGUUUUUCUCAGCCUUCCUCCUGAACUACCUGUUUCUGUUCAAGAACCCUCAUGCACCCAGCUCCUAGCAGACCAAAAUGAAAAAGCAGAACAAGAUCAAAACAAAGAUGCAUUGUUUCAAAUUUCGGACACUGUGGAGGUCCCUUCUUGCCCUGGAGACACUGAGUCCGAAGAGUUCACACAAGACUCUGGAAUCAAAAUGGACCAACCUGAUCUGUCUUCUCAGCUGAACCAGUGUAAUGAAAAAACCUUAUGCCAUAAAAUGGAGCUCCUUAAUGUCUCCUCACUUUAUCCAUCACUUCUUGCUUCAUCUGUGGAGCCCCAGCUUCUCGUCAACCUGUCCUCAGUCACUUCUGGAGUAGCACAAGCAUCUCUCAUGCCAAUAGAAGAUAAAGAAGCAGUAAGAAUAGGUCAUAUAAGUCCAGCACCAGCCAUUCUCCCUUUGGCUGAUCAGGAGUCUUCACCCCCCAGUCUAGUACCAGUGCAGCUAGAUAAAGCUGACAGGACCCACGAGAGGCUGUAUCCAGAACUGCCUCAGGAAUGCCAGACAGUCCAGCCUUUCACCAACCAGCAGCUCAAAAUGUGGGAACCAGGUUCCUGGUUGGAGAAUGUAGAGCUACAUGCAUCUGAGUUUCUGGCUCUAGUUCACUGUGAAGGCCAUGAGCUGCAUGAGCUGCUGCUAAAUUACUGGAGGUGCCGAAAGCAGCUGACUCAAGCGCAGACCGAGUUGCAGGCAGCAGUUUCGGACUGCAAAAGUGUGCAAAACAGGCUGUGGAGUUUUAAAGAUGAACAGCUGACGUUACAGGGUCUGUGUGCUGACCAGAGUAAAGUAUUCAGCUACCACCGUUUCCAGCAGGUGGUUUUGAACGAGGGUGUUGUAGCCGAGCUAAAGCAUCUGUUCAAGGUGAAGGCUGAGCUUCUCCACCAGACCAUAGCCCUGCACUCCUACACCUCUGUCUUGUCUCGGUUGCAAGUAGAAUCUUAUAUCUACCACAUGCUCAGCACCAAUCCCCUUACCUGCAAUGUGGCCGUGCAUGAGGCCGGCUCAGGUAAUCACAAAUCACAGUCAUCAUCUCUGAUUCAGCUAAAAGAAAGCAUCAGUGUGCUGUUCAGCUUUACCCGUCGAGUACUAGACGAUUCUCAGUUCCAGAGUGACAUUUAUCUGUGGCUCCAGAGACUGGUAUCUGUUCUUUAUCAUGUUGGCUCCACUGGGGACCAGCUCUUCAUUCUCAACCAUUUACUGUGCUGUCCUGCAGGAAUUAGGAACUGGGGUGUUUCCUUUAUGCAGAUUAAAGUGCUGGAUAAUCCAUCAGGAGUUCAUCACUUCAUGCAGGCAUUGGCUAUUCUUAUGUCUCCAGUAAGAGACCGGGCUGACCUUAUGUGCCAUAUGAAGCCCAGUGAUGUAAAAAGUAACAACAGCUAUUCAGGACCUGAAUCUGCCAACUGGACCCUUGUUGAUGAGGGCGGGGAAGAGGAUGAAGAUCCAGAGACAAGCUGGCUGCUCCUGUCAGAAGAUGACCUUAUUGCUUUGCUCUCUCAACUUUAUUUUGAUCAACUCUUUAUGCACUUACUGGGGAUGUCCUCAGAAGGCAACUACCAACCUCAGGCCACCACAAGUCAAAAAAUGAUAAAGAUAUUUUCAUUUGCUUCGUCACUUGUUGAGUUGCUAGCUGUUGGUCUGCAGACCUACAACCGAGCACGCUACAGACAGUUUGUGAAGAGGAUUGGUCACAUGAUCAGGAUGACGUUGUGCUAUGUAAGUGAUCACUGGGCACAGUACAUCAGUUUAACUGGUGUAAGCAGAAACACAAUGCAGGAACAAUCCUUCUCCAUGGAAAAACUGCAGGUGGAAUUUGACCAUCUUUUCCUUCGAGCCGUCUUACAUGUGCUAAAGGCUAAGAGACUUGGCAUCUGGCUCUUCAUGUCAGAGAUGCCUUAUGGAACUCUGUCUAGUGGAAUGCUCUGGAAAAUAUUUUACAUCAUGCAGUGUGCUGAGAUGGACAGUUUGGACCAGCUGGGCUGCGGUCUGAGUGUGGAGAGCUGCAUACAGCGCCUGCAAGAACCAAGUCAUCAGGAGAAGUUUGAGGUCUGGCUGUCAGAGAUAAAUAGUUCAGAUGGAAUUUGCUUGCUGACAACAUUUGCCCACAUGGCCCAGCCCAGACGCACUGACGCAGACCCUGUUUUUGUCAGGACUCUUGUGCUGGAAAUUUACAAGGUGUCUUACGUUACUGUGGCUACACGAGAGACGUUCUCUAAAGUGGGGAGAGAGUUACUAGCUGCCAUAGCCACGGCCCAUCCAUGCAUGAUUUCUGUCCUGCUGGAGAGGCUUAGAGAGACCAUCGACAAAGUGGGCAUGGUGUCAUUAUACUUGUUUAAGGAGCUUCCCCUGCACAUGUGGAGCCCCAGUUCAGAAGAAGUUGGAGUUAUUCGAAGUUGGUUGCUGGAUCACAGCUUGACUACAGUUGAGAAUAAACUGUCCUGUAUUAUCUUGGAAGGGCUGAACUGGGGAUUCCUGUCUAGUGGCUGUCUUGCCCUGCAAGCUGAAUUACACAAUGAAAUCGCACUGCUGGUGGUAGAGGCCUAUCAGAAGUACCUUACAGACAAACCAUAUGCCGGCAUCAUCUCAGAGGGCAUCAAACAGAUGUCCUAUCUAGCUAAUAUUAUGAGGCUUGGCCAGACUCCAGAGGCAUCCUUCAACCAGUGGGCGUGGGACCUCGUGCUCCGACUGAAGCUCCAUGCCCAUGAGAGGAAUCCCCAGUAUACCUGGUGCCCAUUACCUUCUCACUGUGUACCCAAUGUGCCAGAGGUCACAGACUCACCCAUCAUGCAUCCAGUGCUCAAAGCUCUCAAGGCGGGCGUUCCCAUUGGCUGUUUCCUGGCUCUGGACAGGAGUACCAUCGGGCACAGAUUGGAGAAAUUUUGCAGUGAUGGCAUUCCGCUGCUAAAAAUCUUGGUUGAAACUCGCCACCUCAAAGCUGUUGUUCAUGUGCUGGAAAAUAUUCUACCCAUGGCUUACCACUGCCACUUCUAUCUCCUAAAAAAUGAACAGUUCCUGAACUGUCUCCACCUUUUCUUUAAAUUAGACAGUGGGGCACCUCAGGGAGUAACCCAACAGGUCACUCACAAGGUGACCCAGCAUCUUAUUGGCACCUCGAGUUGUGAGAACAUCAAGCUUCUCAACAGCAUGAUCCAGGCUCACAUAUUGGAGAGCUCAAGGCCGGGCUGUGUGGGAGCUGUGGCUGUGCUAGAAUUCUGGUUGCAGGUUUUGACUGAGCAAAACCUCUGGCACAGAGAUAGAACCAUUUUGUUUCUGUUAGACCAUCUGUGCCGCGCCGCUUUUCUUCACCAGCAGGAGGAAUGUCUUCAUAAACUUCUCUACCAACAGCAUAAGAAUGCUUUAGGUUACCAUGGGGAUAAAGGUCUGUUGUCAUCUCUAAUGGGAUGGAUUGUGGCAGGGAACAUCACUCCAUCCUUUAUCGAGGGCAAUGCACUGACUGAUGAAGUAUGGUUUGCUUGGCUAAUUUUAAACAUGGAAUCCAUUUUUGAAGAAGACUCUCAACUGCGACGCUGUGUUGAGCAUGAGCUCCUCUCAAACCCUGUGCUUUCCCCAGAUCAGGCUCUCAAGAAGGCUCAGGUGCGCUUAAAACUGCAUGUUGUUCCCAGCCUGCAGAGGCUGAUGGUCUAUCGAUGGGCUCAGCAGGCCCUGGCCACACCAGCAGAUCACCCACUCAUGCCUCUCAUUUGGCAGAAAUUUCUACACCUCUAUCUUCGACAGCCUGGCCCAGAAUUUGGACUGGAGGCUAAAGGUUGUAUUGGGAAGCGAUACUUUCACAGUGCAGCCCACAUUGCUCUGCUGAAAGACCUCAGACAGCGGCUGGUGGAGGUGUGUGACUUUCACCAUGCGGCCGGUAAAGCCCUGAAAGUUCAGAGCCCAACUAACGACACACACAGUGAGGGAGAGAUAACCCCAGGAACCCCUAUUACCCAGUACAUGACCUCUCCUAAGCUGCACGUUGAACUGGUUAGGCUUUUUAGUGCUUUUGUGGUGUGGCUGGAUGAUGAAAAUCUACAAAAACAAGAAUUGUACCUGCCCUCAUUACCAAAGCAUUAUGAUCCCCAUAGACUGGCCAAAAUUAUGCAGGGUCAGCAGGAGCUGUGGAUGGAAUAUCUGGACAUUGAGCGAGUCCAGCAUGAGCUAAAUGAAGUUCUUAAUCUGUGGGUGAAGGUAAAAAGUGAGCCAUCCUUCUCUCAGGGGAGCAGCAAUUCCAUCUUCACAGACUUUAUCAAUCCUCAGGCUGCAAAAGAUCGUAUCCUCAUCAAUCUGAUGAAACAUGAGCAACCCCAGCACGCACCACUAUUAGUUACUAUGAAGGCUCCAGUUUGUGACAUCCCCACUGCCAGCCUUUCUGAUGUGGAGACAUCUGCUGCUUUAAUUCAGGAGGACCUUACUAAGCUACAGCAUCAAGCCAGAUUAGCAGCCUUGCGUGAGACACAGCAGGUGGCACUGGACAGCGAGUUGUUAGAGAUCUUGCCUCAGCUCUAUACCAAUCGUGAAGAGCAGCUUUCUAUGCAGCUAGAGUGCAAAGGCAAAGGAGGUCAGCCCUGCCAGGGAGCUGCUCACAUCACCGUUAAGUAUGUAGGCAUGCAUAAACUGGAGCCGGUGCAGAAUCAGAUCCAGUCCCUGAAGUCUGACAUUAAACAGCUACAAGCGGAUGCAGUUAAGCCGCUCCCGCAGAGCCUAGCCGAGGCUGCCGUUCAUACAGAGAACUUCAUCACUUCCCUUGUUAAUUCCUACAAGUUACAUUCCUUGCCAGCCAUGCAGAAGGUGGGAAUUGCGGCCUUCUAUCAGAUUGUGGCAUUCAUUUGUGAUGACAUCCAGAGACACCCACCUACUCGCCAAUUCUUUACCUCCUGUGUGGAAAUCCUGGGACAGGUCUUUAUUAGUGACACUCCAACUGAAUGCAAACGCAUGCUGAAGACCAUUCUGUCGAAGAGGCGUCUGUGUAACCUGCUGUCUCCUUACUUCACUCCCAAUGCUUCACCUUCUGAACUAGUGGCUUUAUAUAAGGGAGUGGUGACAGCACUUCACGCCGACAGCGGAGACGUCAUCUUCAUGCUUCUCACAAAAUUUGACCUGGUACAGUGGCUCUCUGCCACUCAGCCAUCGUUUACUGAGCGGAGUUGUUUGAUGGAGCUCAUCCAUCUGGCCCUCACAGCCUGUGGCCUGGAGCCUGAACCUGAGGUUCUUGUGCCCUUUAACCUCUUUUGCAAGCACUGGACCUACCUUCUGGUUUAUCAGUUUCCUGACCACUACAGUGACUUCCUCAGACUCUUCACAGAGAGUAGCUCAAAACAACUUCUGAGCCCAGAUUGCUGGAGGGCUUCUCUGCAAGUGCUUGGCUGUGGCACUAAUCAGAAAAAGAAAGCGACCUUGUCCAUCUGUCUCUCAACCCAACAGGUUGAUGAAACAAUAGAAUGGCUAUCAAACUACUUUCUGAAGCUGCGUUUGUCCAAUGGAGACUUCCGUAGUUUUGGCAUCCUCUCCAAAUGGAGACCUUACAUCAAGGAAGUAAAGAUGUUUUUGGAGUUUCUGAUCAGUUACCUCAUUAACAUGGAACUGAACAACUGUAGCAAGGAGCCAGUGGGGAGUGGAAGAUUGCUCAAAGCUGUUCAGGACCUCUAUUCAAAAAUGGCUAAACUCUUCAGGCCCUGGAUUCAAGUGCUGGACACAGAUGAUGCAAGCAACCCUCGCUGUUCUCCCUGGCUUGAAUCCGAUAGCACUUCAGCGGUCAGUUUGGUUGGCCUUUCUACGCAGUUAACUGAGUCCUUGCAUAACAAAUUUAAAGAUCGGCUGUUACCAGGUCAAAGAGGUGCCCUGUGGCUGCAUCUCAUGCAUUACUGCAAGAGCUGCACCUUUCCUAAGAUGCCUGAGUAUCUGCUGUAUGAUUAUCACACUGAGUAUAGCAAGCUGCCAUGGAAAGAUCUUCAUCCAGACCAGGAGCUAAUGAACCAGUUCUUCAAUGUGGAAAGAGGAAGCCCGAAGAGUUGUUUUUUGUUUCUGGGCAGAGUGCUGUGUGAAGUCAACUGGGUCAGUGUGUUGAACGACACCCUGAACCCUCAACCUAGUGACAGUGCCCAGACAAUGGUGGUCUACCUCCUCUACCUAAUGGUGUUCCUAGCCAAAGAGGACAAUCUCGUCAGCAAAUCUGAUUCUCCCCUUCUGAAUCUCCUUGGUCAGUCAACUUCUCUGCCUUGGCACCUAGUAGACUUCUCUUCGUACCAAAAUGUAACAGGAUACGUGAAUACACACUACCCGGCUACUCUUGUUCUCAGCCAAGAUACAUCUUCAAAGCUUGUGAUCAAACUCCUGAAAAUGUCUGCUGGUUUUGGAUCCACUUUAGAGGAACUUCAUCACAAAGACAUGACUCUGAAGUGCCAAGCCUUUCUUCGUCUUAUGGUGCAGUUCCUGACAUCUCUGGAUCAAAAUGGUAAUAUCAGUUUGGCUUUCCUAGAAACCGAGCUGGAGAGGCUUAUGGAUUGCAUUGUGCUUUUUAACCCCCCUGUAAGUGACAAUCAGCAGAGGCACAUGGCCACGUGCAGCCUGUUUGCUGAGCUGCUGAGCCUGUUAAACACAGCAAAUGUGUCAACAGCCGAAGGCCUUGCUACCAAGCUCCACUCCUGGGUGAAGAAGAAGGAUAGGAGUCCCCUGGUGUUGCCUCUUCUUACUGCUACCUGCAGAUGCCUGGCCUCUGUACGCCAUAUGGCUCACACCACUGAGGCCUGCAUACUGUCAUACUUUACUAAUGGUGGGUCUGUGGAUAAGUACUCUGGCUGGGGGCCCAUCCUGGUAUCCCUCCAGGUUCCUGAACUCACUGUAGAGGAAUUCAUCCAAGAGAGCCUGAAUCUGGGCAGUUACCUCACCCUCUAUGUCUACAUCCUUCAGAAGCUCAACAUGGAGCAAACCCUGCUCAAUGAGAAGAAAACUCUGAUGCUGCUUAACUCCUGGAUUAACCAAGUUUUUCCUAGAAGUCCAGCAGAUGAGGCCAAGGUGUUCCUGUGGUGGCAUAAGGCCUUGCAGCUGCUUCAGGUUCAGGUGAAUCAGUGUGACCCCUGUGAGCUGGACACACUGGUACUUGUCAUUAUUUCCCUCCAGAGUCACCUGACCCAGCUGGGAGAGGAGAGACUCAAUUCAGGUUUCUUCGGAGCGAUUGGCCUGGGCCGCAAGUCACCACUCUCCAAUAAAUUUCGAGUAGUUGCACGUAGCAUGUCAGCAUUCCUUCUGGUGCAGGUGCCAUCAGAAAACCAGUUACGCACUCAGCCAGGAACAGAGCUGCAGCUGUCACAAAAGGCCCAUCAGGCUUUUGCAUUGCUGGAGGCCACGUUGAGCAAUAAACAGUAUUCUGAACUGCAGCCAACUUUGAGCCAAGCCUGUCAGUUUAUUAAGUACCCAGGUCACUGCCUUUAUGAUGCCAACCGUCUUUUAUCCCUGCUUAUCAACUCGCUUUACCCGGAUCUUCAUUACUUAGACAUCAUGCGCUAGAUAUCGAGGCCAGAAUCACAGACUCAAUAACCAAGGUUCUGCACAAGUUCUGCCAACAUGCACUGAAGAAGAGAUUCUAAAGUACUCUGGACUCGAGAGGAGUAUGUGCUGUGUUUGGGCGGUAUACAAAAAAAGUGUUAAUGGCUAAAAGCUGAAUACAGUGUAUUUAGUAUUGUAUUCCGUUAAAUGCAGAAAAGGGUCAGACAUUCAAAAUACAUUUAAAUAUCACACUGUUCAGUGUUACUGGUGUAGUGAGGUGUGGAGUUAUAUUACACAGUCUGUUUCUGCCCUGCUAAUAAUAACAUAAUUUAAGAAAUUAUAAAAUGUUAAGGUUUUUAUAUUGUAAAAAUACACUGAUC
Molecule: messenger RNA, 8099 nt
Organism: Trichomycterus rosablanca
Lineage: Eukaryota; Metazoa; Chordata; Actinopteri; Siluriformes; Trichomycteridae
Gene: epg5
Product: ectopic P-granules autophagy protein 5 homolog (C. elegans)
Exons: 45
Coding region: 49-7740 (2563 amino acids)
Biological process (GO): autophagosome maturation
Cellular component (GO): cytoplasm
Source: RefSeq, a predicted model, not a curated record